AAUUCACGAUGACUUGGAGUAUCUGACCCGUUCCAUCCCUCUUUUGCCUUUCUCCCCCCCCACCAUCUUUCUCCCGGCAGAGAACGAGCGGGCGGGAAGUUGAACCAGUCGCCAUCCCAUCGCCGAGCAAACUCACAUUAUUUUGCUAUCAUAGAUCAGAUAAUAGAGGGAAAUAUGUGGUUAAAUGAUACCAUCGGAUUUGUUCCCAAAAAUUCAUGGUCAAUAGAUCCAUUUGGUUAUUCAGCUACCAUGGCAUACCUUCUUCGGCGAAUGGGCUUCAGAAACAUGCUCAUCCAGAGGACCCAUUAUGAAGUGAAAAAGGAGUUAUCUUUGCACAAAAAUCUUGAAUAUAUAUGGAGACAGAGCUGGGAUGUGGAUGAAACGACAGAUAUAUUUGUCCACAUGAUGCCGUUCUACUCUUAUGAUAUUCCACACACUUGUGGACCCGAGCCAGCUAUAUGUUGCCAGUUUGAUUUUGCUCGAAUGCGUAGUUUUGGGUACGAAUACUGCCCUUGGGGAAUUAGCCCUGUCGAAACAAGUCCUAGUAAUGUGCAGGAGAGAGCAUCAAAGCUUUUGGAUCAGUACAGAAAAAAAUCAACUCUUUAUAGAACCAACACACUUCUUGUUCCUCUAGGAGAUGAUUUCCGUUAUGUUAGUGUUGAUGAAGCAGAAGCUCAGUUCAGAAAUUAUCAACUGCUCUUUGAUUACAUAAAUAGCAAUCCCACUUUGAGGGCUGAAGUCAAGUUUGGCACACUUGAUGAUUAUUUUGUUACUCUACGUGAGGAAGCAGAAAGAAAGAACUAUUCCCUCCAUGGAGAAAUAGGAUCUGGAGAACUUAGUGGAUUCCCUUCUCUUUCAGGCGAUUUCUUUACUUAUGCUGACAGGAAUCAAGAUUACUUCAGCGGAUACUUCGUUUCAAGGCCGUUCUUCAAAGCUGUAGACCGCAUACUGGAACAGACGCUACGGGCAUCGGAGAUUAUGGUUUCAUUUGUUCUAGGAUACUGUCAGAAGUUACAAUGUUCAAGACUUCCUAUAAGUUUUUCUCACAAGUUGACUGCUGCUAGGAGGAGUCUAGCUUUAUUCCAGCACCAUGAUGGAGUUACCGGUACUGCAAAAGAUCAUGUGGUUGAAGACUAUGGGACUCGCAUGCAUACUUCUUUGCAAGACUUGCAGAUAUUUUUGUCGAGAGCUGUUGAAGUCCUUCUUGGGGAUAUUCAUGACAAGAGAGAUCCUACAGUGUUGGCCAGUUUUGAGCCUGAGCAGACCAGAUCCAGAUAUGAUGUCCAGGCGGUCCAUAGGAUUCUUGAUAUUCAUGAAGGGCAGUCCCAUUCAGUAGUCUUCUUCAACCCUUUGGAGCAGACAAGGGUUGAGGUUGUUAUGGUUAUUACAUCCACACCCGACAUCUCUGUCAUCGACUCAAAUGGAGCCUGUGUUCCGAGCCAAGUUUCUCCAGAACUGCAGCCAUAUAUGAAGGACAAAAUUUUCACGGGCCAUCAUUGUCUUUAUUGGAAGGCUUCGGUACCUCCAAUGGGCUUGGAAACUUAUUAUGUUACUCGCGGAUUCAAAGGUUGUGAAAAAGCAGCUCUUGCUGAAGUGAAGAUAUGGCCAGAUCUGGGUUCCUUAACAUGCCCUUUUCCUUAUACCUGUUCAAAAUUAGAAGGAGAGAAGGCAGAAAUUCGCAAUGCCCACCAUACCAUCGUAGUUGAUGCAACUCAUGGUUUGAUAGAACAAAUUAUUCAUAAAGAUGGCCGAAAAACUGUUCUUGGGGAAGAAAUAGGUAUGUAUAGCAGUAUUGGAAGCGGAGCCUACUUGUUUAAACCGACGGGUGAAGCUCGUACGAUUAUCGAGAAAGGCGGCCACUUCAUCAUAUCAUCGGGGCCACUGGUGCAAGAAUCUUACUCUGUUCCAAAAACUAAAUGUUCUAAGGCACCAGUCUCUCACAGCACACGAAUCUACAAGCUAGAGAACACCAUGCAAGAAUUACUAAUUGAGAAGGAAUACCAUGUUGACAUACUAGGUGGAGAAUUUAAUGACAGGGAACUUAUUGUCAGAUUUAAGACAGACAUCGACAACAAGAGGAUUUUCUAUUCUGAUCUAAAUGGUUUUCAAAUGAGCAGGAGAGAAACUUAUGAUAAAAUUCCAAUACAAGGUAAUUAUUAUCCAAUGCCUUCUCUUGCCUUCUUACAGGAAACAUCAGGUCGUAGGUUUUCUGUGCAUUCGAGACAGUCACUGGGAGCAGCAAGCCUUAAGAAUGGUUGGCUGGAGAUCAUGUUAGAUCGCCGUCUUGUUAACGAUGAUGGCCGUGGCCUAGGACAAGGAGUGAUGGAUAACCGCCCGAUGAAUGUUGUCUUCCAAAUCCUCAUAGAAUCCAAUGUUUCUGCCUUGCACUCUACUAAAUACUUAACGCUCCAUCCAUCAAUUCUUUCCCAUUCUGUUGGGGCUCACCUAAACUACCCCAUGCAUGCAUUUGUAAGCAGGAAAGAGGAGGCGAUACCGUCGAAGCCGUCCUCGGGAACCUUUGCUCCUUUGUCUUCUUCCUUGCCGUGUGAUUUGCAUAUAGUGAACUUAAAAGUUCCGCAGCCUCUGAAGUUCCCCCAGGCUCAGUCAGUUGAGCCAAGGUUUGCCAUUUUUUUACAAAGAAGAGGUUGGGAUUCUUCAUACUGUAGUAGGGGGGAGUUGGAGUGUUCAUUAGUGAGUAAUGAACCUGUGAAUUAUUUCAACAUUUUUAAAGAUCUUUCCGUUCAGAAUAUGAAGCCAACUUCCUUGAAUCUCCUGCAUGAUGACCCUGAAAUGCUGGGAUAUGCUGAACAGCGUGGCAAUGUGGGCCAGGAGGUUAAUAUGGUGCUAAAUCCCAUGGAAAUACAGGCAUUCAAAUUAGAGCUGCAACAACGAACUUGAGUACAGAUAUCUGAUAUCUGAAUAGUUUUAGUCAUGGUAAUUACUUCUUUGUGUAUCAUUCUCUUGACCUCAGAGUUUUUUUUUCUCUUUUAAUGGUACUGGCAUAAAGGUUUCUCGCAAGUAGAUGAGAUGGAUACUUUUAUAUCCAAGCCUUGUUCUUCUCUACAUAUAUCAGUUUGGUGGCAUUGAAUUUUCCACAACUUGGCAAUUUCAACUUAAUUUUCUAGUUCUUUAAGCUUAAUUUUUCGUUGAAUUGUAAUGAAAUUUGUCAUAGUUUUGGGCUACCAAACAAUAUCUUGUAUUCCUCUGAAUUUUGGC
This is a messenger RNA of Phalaenopsis equestris, 3216 nucleotides long. Its product is annotated as alpha-mannosidase 2. The record is from RefSeq and is a predicted model, not a curated record. Lineage: Eukaryota; Viridiplantae; Streptophyta; Magnoliopsida; Asparagales; Orchidaceae. Gene Ontology annotation, cellular component: Golgi membrane. Gene Ontology annotation, molecular function: carbohydrate binding; alpha-mannosidase activity. Gene Ontology annotation, biological process: mannose metabolic process; protein deglycosylation; N-glycan processing.